CCUCUCGCCUCGCCUCCCACGGCGGGGGAUAAAGGCGCCUGGCCCGGCGCUCCGCGCCGCCGGAGCGGGCAGGCGGCCGGCGGGCGGGGGUCGGGCCGGGCCGGGCCCCGCCGCGCAGCCCCCUCCAUGCGCCUCGCCGGCGGCGCCGGCUCCCCCCGGGCGGCCCCGGCUCCCGGGAACGGCAGCCGGUGGCGAGCGGUGGAACCCGGCGGCGGUAGCAGCCCCAGCCCCGAAGCGUGGUCGGGGUCGCCCAACGGCAGCCUGGGCGGCUGGGACCCCUUCGGGCGGGACGAGGAGCUGGCGAAGCUGGAGAUCGCCGUGCUGGCCGUCACCUUCGCCGUGGCGGUGGUGGGCAACGGCAGCGUGCUGCUGGCCCUGCGGCGCACGCCGCGGAAGGCGUCCCGCAUGCACCUCUUCAUCCGCCACCUCAGCCUGGCCGACCUGGUGGUGGCCUUCUUCCAGGUGCUGCCCCAGCUCUGCUGGGAGGUGACCCACCGCUUCCACGGCCCCGACGGGCUCUGCCGCGUCGUCAAGCACCUGCAGGUCUUCGGCAUGUUCGCCUCGGCGUACAUGCUGGUGGCCAUGACCGCCGACCGCUACAUCGCCGUCUGCCACCCGCUGAAGACGCUGCAGCAGCCCACCAAGCGCUCCUACGGGAUGAUCGCGGCGGCCUGGGCGCUCAGCCUGCUGCUCAGCACCCCGCAGUACUUCAUCUUCUCCCUCAGCGAGGUGGAGCGCGGCUCGCAGGUCUACGACUGCUGGGCGCACUUCAUCAUGCCCUGGGGGCCCCGCGCCUACAUCACCUGGAUCACCGGCGGCAUCUUCGUCGCGCCCGUCUUCAUCCUCGUCACCUGCUACGGCUUCAUCUGCUACCACAUCUGGCGCAACGUCCGGGGCAAGACGCGCCCGGGGGAGACGGCGGGCGGCGGGCGGCGGGGGGGCGGCGGCGGCCCGCGGCGGGGGCUGCUGCUCGCCCCCUGUGUCAGCAGCGUCAAGACCAUCUCCCGCGCCAAGAUCCGCACCGUCAAGAUGACCUUCGUCAUCAUCUCGGCGUACGUCGUCUGCUGGGCGCCCUUCUUCACCAUCCAGAUGUGGUCCGUCUGGGACCAGCGCUUCCCCUGGGUCGAUUCUGAGAACACUGCGACUACCGUCACGGCUCUGUUGGCCAGCCUGAACAGUUGCUGUAACCCGUGGAUCUACAUGUUCUUCAGCGGGCACCUCCUGCAAGACUGCAUACAGAGCUUCCCUUGCUGCCAAAAAAUAAAGCAAACGCUGAGUAAAGAAGAUUCAAACAGCAACAGCAGGCGACAGACUUCUUUUACCAACAACAGAAGCCCAACCCACAGCCUGAACACCUGGAGAGAGUCGCCCCACUCCAAAUCGACCAGCUUCAUUCCCAUUCCAACCUGAGGCGGGCCCUGGGGCCGGCCAGGCUUGCAGCCCCCAAACAGCGCGUGGGAAGGUCACGGCACGGCACCGUGCGCCGGUCAAAGGCACCGGUCGCGGUAACGAGGAAUGACCAACACGGCCGUAAGGCAAAACGCGCCGCCUUGCUCGGCACGCUGUUCUGCAGCGUGGAAAUUAUUUGCUGAAAGGUAUUUAGGACUUGGGCAACUGAUCGGGAAGGCCUGAUGACAAUAAAGCAAUUAUUUUUCUAAAUAGGAUUUCUUAUUUAAUUUUGUUUGUGUGUUUGUUUCUCAAAUACUAAGUGCAUUGUUUGCUUGUUCAAAGCAGUAAAAAUAGUGGAGGUGGCAUGUGUUGUGGUAACUCCGCUCUCUAGUGUUAAUGCGUAAAACUUCUCAUGAUUCUCCGAUGAAGUCACAGGGAAAGAAGAUGAUACGAGCAGGAUUGCAAUUUAGUCUUAAACACACAAAGAAAAGCACUGGGAGAAAGUCCUGACUAUCCAGAUAAGGAACAUGGUUAGACAGGCUCUGAGUUAUUGAGAAUUUAUUGAUCAUACUGCUUUAUCUUGUACAGGUCUAGCAAUUAUCAGUGAAUGAAACUUAACCGUCCUUGUAAAGGCAAAUCCUUCAGUGCUGUCACUGUCUGUAUGUGUGCUGUGGGGUUUCAUUUUUAGGGUGACAUUUCCUCUUCCCUUCACACUGAUGGAAGUUAUACAACCAAUUUUUAUUGUCUUGUUGCACCUACCUUGCUUUUUUUAAACUAAUUCAAAAAAAUACAUUGGUAAAUAAGUAUGAUAAGCUGUGACUAGCUCAGCACUGCUACAAACAGAUAUACCAAGAAAAUUCAUCAUCAUGACUACCAGAACCACUUGCUUUAUGUGUAAGAGUUACACCUUUUCUUUUUCCUUCACUAAGACAGAUAGGAUCAAGCGACACUUAGUUGUCAAGCAAAUAGCCCUAUAAAUUUAGGAGAAUGUGGCUGUUUGGUAAGAGCUGAAGAAUCAGUAUAUUCCAACACACAGAUCUGAGAAUCAAACUUACAAGUCUUUUGGGAACAUAUAAAAAUUGUCAGCGUUAUUGGUUUGGGGUUUUUCUGGCAGAUCUGGAAGACAAUAGAGUCUUCGAAAUUGGCAGUAAACUGCCACAAAAAGUCAUCAAAACUCAUUUACUUAUAUUGAAUUAUAAAGCAUUCAAGUUGUGCCUGUUUUCACUACAGUGCACACAGAGUCAAAUGUAGUUCCUACAGCUCAUCAAUAAUCCUGUUACGGCUUUCCGUGGAGCCUGUUUUUCACAUGGAUUUUGGGUUUUGAAGCUCCGUGAAUAAGUUUUGCUGUGGUUUUGAAGUCAUGAGGAUCUCUUUGAGAAGUACAGCUACCUGUCUGCUCCAUUCUCCCAAGCUUUCUGGGUCCUGAAAUCCAGACAUUUCCCUGGCACCACGCAGGACUUUGCUGCAGUCCCAGCUGGCUCGCUGGAGCAGCGGCACAUGUGCACGGCCGCAUAACGCAUGUACUUAUGUUUGCAAGGAGGAACAUCAGCAGCAGGCUUCUCUAUUUCCCACCCAAACCAGACAAACAAGAUUGCUUUUCUAACUGCUCGAGGAGAGAAGAAAUCAGGGCUGCAACUGUGGCUUUCACUAAGGAUGGUGCCAGCCCCAUGCCUGUCACAGUAACAGUAGCAGAAAUUUAUUAAUUUCUAGCUAGGUGCAGAGUAAAAUCCUAUUCAAUCUGUUGUCCACUCCAGAAGCUCCCAGACAUAUCACUGACUAUUCCAGGGAAAGAAUAGGGAAGAUUAUAGCUAAAAAAUUAAAAUUCAGAUUUUGUUGUCACUAAAGAAAAUCUUAGCUCUUCUCUCUACAUUUCUUGUUAUCAUUUUCUGCUCUUCAGGAGAGCAAUCUGGUCGAAUGUGUCUUUCUAGUCAUUGUUCAAAACACUAGAACCCAAAGGACAGCAUGGUGGAAUGGCUUAUAUUUAAUAAACUAUCUUUCUGGACACCUCUAGUACACAGAUGUGACUACAGCUCUCACCAGUUCUGGGUGAAGGUUUGUGAAUCUGAAGUUAUGUUUUAGUCCAAAACCAAAUGCAUGCAGUGGUGUUAGGUGUAUGUGUAUUUGUGCACAUUAUAUGUACUGCAUAUAUUUCACAAGUAGGUAAUUCACAGUUACUGAAAUUUCAAAUGUUUCAAGAUAAGUACACUAUAUUUUGCCUAGUUUUUUAUUUGUGUUACUACUUUCUUUGUACAUAAAAUAUAUAUUAAAAAGCAAUUAGCUGUACUAACAGAAUUUUCAUGUUUGUGGAAUUGAAUUAUUUUUCUAUUACACUUUAUAAUCAAACAGAGAAGACAGCGAGAAAAAAAAUGUAGAGUAAUGUUGAUAAUAAAACUAAGCUGGGUAAUGACCAAUAUAUAUAAAAAAGUAAACAGACUCAGAAUUAUAAUUUUCAGUUUCUUCUAAAUAUGUUACAAAAUCUAGGCUUACACUUGGGGCUUGUUAACAUAAAUGUACCCUAUGAGUCUUCUACAGUUUCUGUAAUUAAAUUGACAACACUAUUUAGCAGUAUUUGGAUUCCAAGCAUUUUUUUGUCAAUACUGUGCCUUGUUUUUUCAUAUAAUUGAAACACUGUAAAAUACAGACCAUAUUUUUUAAUUGUUCAUCUGUGGAGAUGUGGGGUUUUUUAACAGCUGCUUUGGGUUAUCAUGAGGGCACACUAAUGAAAACAGAAGGAAACAAGAAAUUGUGAAACCAUUGCACGUUUAAAACAUGGAAACUUGCUCUAAUAAACCUGUAUAUUUGUUUGAUGAGAAGCGUUUUGUUUCUUUUGCUUGACUAGAUUUUUUUGCAAGUCUAGAAACAUA
Molecule: messenger RNA, 4253 nt
Organism: Tyto alba (common barn owl)
Lineage: Eukaryota; Metazoa; Chordata; Aves; Strigiformes; Tytonidae
Gene: AVPR1A
Product: arginine vasopressin receptor 1A
Exons: 2
Coding region: 127-1410 (427 amino acids)
Biological process (GO): positive regulation of vasoconstriction; G protein-coupled receptor signaling pathway; regulation of systemic arterial blood pressure by vasopressin
Cellular component (GO): membrane
Molecular function (GO): vasopressin receptor activity; peptide binding
Source: RefSeq, a predicted model, not a curated record